AUGGCACAACUUGCUCAAUCGGUGAGCAAAAUGGAGAAUCAAGGAAAGCUACCUCCUCAAACUGAAAAGAACCCAAAGCACAAUGCUUGUGCAAUUAGCUUGAGGAGUAGAAAGGAACAUGAUGGCCCGAAGAUGCCCAAAGAAGAAGAAGAGGAGUUGGUGAUAGAAGAACCACCAAAGAAGGAUGAAAAGAAAGGAAAAAUGGUGGAGAAAAAGAAGCCGGAAGAGAAAGAAGCAAAGAUCACACCACCACCUUUUCCAUCAAGAUUGACCAGCAACAUAAAAGAGAGAGAAGAUAGUGAGAUCAUGGCAAUAUUCCGGAAGGUUGAAGUCAACAUUCCCCUCUUAGAUGCGAUCAAACAGAAAAGGAUUCCCCCAAAGUGCAAGGAUCCGGGUGUUUUCACUGUUCCUUGCAAAUUGGGAAACCUUUAUGUCCCCCGUGCUAUGCUAGAUUUAGGAGCUUCAAUAAAUGUUUUACCAUAUUCUGUUUAUAAAUCUAUUGACACAGGCACUUUAACAAUAACCGGGGUGAUCAUCCAACUUGCAGAUCGUUCUAUAGUACACCCAAAAGGUGUAUUAGAGGAUGUUUUGGUGCAAGUUAAUGAGCUUGUCUUUCCUGCAGAUUUUAAUGUGCUUGAUAUGGGAGAUGAUGACCAUCCAUCCUCGAGUUCCAUACUUUUAGCUAGAUCAUUCACUAAAACCGCAAGAACAAAAAUUGAUUAUUUGACUGAAAAGUGUUUUGAGUUGACUAACCAUGAUUUGUUGGAGUUAGUUUUGAGCAAGAAUUUUGAUAACAAUUCAGUCAAAGAGAUUGCAGAAAAUUUCAAGUUAGAUGAAGAGUUACUGGAAAUUGUGGAGAUCAUGGAAGAAAGGAAGAAAAUGAGGUAUAAUAAUAGCAAUGUGAAACUGCCCAUUUCUAGAACAAAACUUCUUCCUUUUGUUUUGCAGGCACCUAAGCUAGAAUUGAAGACUCUUCUAGAUCAUUUGAAGUAUGCAUAUCUUGGAGAAGAAAAGACUUUGCCUGUCAUUAUCUCCAAAAAGCUAUCCAUUGCAGAAGAAGAUGAGUUGGUCACUUUGCUGAAAAAGUAUAAGAAAGCUAUUGGGUGGACAAUUGUUGAUAUAAAAGGAUUGAGCCCUUCCUUGUGUAUGCAUAAGAUUCUCAUGGAGGACAGCUUCAAACCAACUCGAAAGGCACAUAGAAGAUUGAAUCCACCCAUGAUGGAGGUGGUAAAGAAAGAAAUCAUGAAGCUUUUGAAUGUAGUUUUCAUGGAUGAUUUCACAAUCUAUGGAAACUCCUUUGAUGAAUGUUUAAGCAAUCUAACGAAAAUUUUGCAAAGGUGCAUUGACACAGACCUUGUGCUGAACUAUGACAAAUGCCAUUUAAUGGUGGAUAAAGGAUUGAUUUUAGGUCAUAUUGUGUCCCAAAAAGCUUGUUUCUAUCGGCGGUUCAUCAAAUAUUUUUCAAAGAUCACAGUGCCGAUGUGUCAACUACUCCAAAAAGAUGCUGAAUUUGCGUUUACUCAGCCAUGCAAGGAUGCCUUUGAUCGUUUGAAGGAUUUACUUACUUCCGCUCCAAUCAUCCAACCACCUAAUUGGGAGCUCUUGUUUGAGAUUAUGUGUGACGCGAGCAACAUAGCUGUUGGGGUGGUAUUGGGUCAAAAGGUGGAUCGAGCACAUCAUGUCAUCUACUAUGCAUCAAAGACCCUUGAUAGUGCACAAAGCAACUACACCACGACAGAAAAAGAGUUGCUUGCUAUUGUGUUUUCACUAGAGUAG
Molecule: messenger RNA, 1776 nt
Organism: Lactuca sativa (garden lettuce)
Lineage: Eukaryota; Viridiplantae; Streptophyta; Magnoliopsida; Asterales; Asteraceae
Source: RefSeq, a predicted model, not a curated record